Molecule: messenger RNA, 2775 nt
Organism: Talpa occidentalis (Iberian mole)
Lineage: Eukaryota; Metazoa; Chordata; Mammalia; Eulipotyphla; Talpidae
Gene: MRPS15
Product: mitochondrial ribosomal protein S15
Exons: 8
Coding region: 100-876 (258 amino acids)
Biological process (GO): translation
Cellular component (GO): ribosome
Molecular function (GO): structural constituent of ribosome
Source: RefSeq, a predicted model, not a curated record
GUCGAGCCUGAGACAACAUGGCGGCGCCCGUGUAACCCAGUCCGUACCGCCAAGGCGACGGCGCCGAGGGCGCGGGCCCUGCGGGUGUUAGAAGUAACCAUGCUGAGAGCCGCCUGGAGGGCACUGAGUUCUAUUCGGACCCCUGCACGGGCCCACGCCCCAGUCCUAGGGCUGCCGGCUGGAGGGUGCGCUAGGAGUCCCUCUGACCGACUGGGCCUACCCUCAACUCCUCGAGGUCUUAUGUUCCACGCCACCCGUGAAUAUGCCAUCCAGAAACAAGUUCAACCCAGCCGAGAUGAUGAUCCACCCCCUUCCACACUGCUCAAAGAGUACCAGAACAUCCCUGGAAUUGAGAAAGUUGAUGAUGUUGUGAAAAGACUCUUGUCUUUGGAAAUGGCCAACAAGAAGGAGAAGCUAAAAAUCAAGCAGGAGCAGUUGAUGAACAAGAUCACGGCAAACCCUGAGGACAACAGAUCUCUGGAGGCUCGAAUUAUUGCCUUGACUGUCAAGAUCCACAGUUAUGAAGAACAUAUGCAGAAACAUCGAAAGGACAAAGCCCACAAGCGCUACCUACUCAUGAGCCUUGACCAGAGGCAAAAGAUGCUCAAAAACCUCCGCAACACCAACUAUGCUGUCUUUGAGAAGACGUGCAAGGAACUAGGGAUCGAGUACACCUUUCCCCCUCUGUACAACCGAAAGGCCCACCGCCGCUCGGCGGCCAAGAAGGCUCUGUGCCUUCAGGUUUUCCAGGAGACUCAAAAACUGAAGAAGCAAAGAAGGGCCUUGAAAGCUGCAGCAGCAGCACAGAAGCGAGAACAGAGGCACCCCAGCAGCCCUUCCGAAGCUGAGCCAGAGACAACCAAUAAGAGCCAAUAAAUUCUGUUAAUGUUUUUUCUGCCCUGAAGAAUCAUAGAAGUUGGGUCUUUGUGGCCUGAGGAGGAGGAAUUCUUUCGUUCUUUCAUUCAGCUCUGGGACACCAGGUUGUCUGAGCCAGUCCCUCCCUCAUAUCAGAAGGCACACUCAUAACACAAUUCCCACAUCUCGCAUCAACAGAUCCCUGUCAUCCAGGUGGUGUUUCAGUGGAGGUGAGACCGAGCGCACAGCACCCAGUGUGGCUGGCUGACUGCUGGGUGAGGCCAGCUGCAGGAGCUGCCUUCUAGACUGGGCCCUAAAGCAUGAGUGGAAGUUCACUGGGCAGAGGUGAGGAGGGGAGGCGUUCCCAGCAGAAGGGACUGCAAGUACAGAGGGAAAGAGGCCCAUAGGUGUGGGCUGUAUUCAGAGAACAGUGAGUAUCAAAAAUAAACCUGGCAGAUGAACUGAAGCAGGGCUGUGACAGAGUUGAUAUGCUGACCGGGGAGACCGUGCAUUGCCCCCUGAGGAGUGGUGGGGGACAGUUAAGGUUUAAAACCAGAGGAGUAAGGAAAGCAAGACAUCUGUGUUCUAGAUGGUUAAGCAGCAGCAGCAUGGAGGGGUGAUAGGAUGGAGAGAGGUCAGAUCAACAUAUUGUUGAGUAGGAGCACUGGUGUUCAGCUUCGGAAUCUGAGCAAAGCUACAAGUUCCCCAGUUAUUGCACAUACACAAAACAUUGCAUAUAAAUUCUGGGAGGUGAUAGACACCCCUAUCCCCAAAAAGCUACCCAAAUUAAGUGCCAAAACCUUUAAGCCUAAACAUGCUUGGCAUGUCUGAAGAGCCCAAGGAAGACUGUCUAAAACUGGAGAGCAAGAAGGGAUGAGGUCAGAGAGGUAAGCAGACGUGAGGUGAUAGAGCACUUUCUGGGUGUGUUUGUCUGUUCAGGCUGCCACUAAAAAAUUAAAGGACUGGGUGGCUUAAGUAGCAGAUACUUACUUUCUCACAGUUCUAGAGGACAGAAAUCCAAGAUCAAGGUGCUGGUCAAUUUUAUUUCUUCCUGGCUUGCAGCAUCACUUUCUGACUGUCAUCACAUUGAAAGGGGGUGAUCUCACAAGGGCACUGGACCUAUCCUGAGGGCCUCCCCUCAUGCCCUAGUCAGGUUCUCAUCACCUCCCAAAGAUCCAGACUCCAAAUGCCACCACAUUGGGGGUUUGGGCUUCAACAUAAGAAUUUGUGGGAAAACAUUCAGUCCGUGACAACAGAGAAAAGACCUGGCUUCAUCCUGAGCAAGGAGAGCCUUUGAGGCAAGCCAAGAGGAAGAAAGAUGGAUCAAACUGAUGUCCAAAGAGGAGGUGAAAACUUAGAUUUGAAACAGUGUAAAGAGGCUUGAGCUAGAGACAGCUUUGGGGAUUCUGUUCAGAUGGUGAUGGAAGCCAUGGUUAUGAGUAAAAUUACCUAGGGAAGGAGUGUAAAAGAAGAGAAAUGCACCACCAUCAGGAAGGGAAAGAUGUUUCUGAUGGUAUCACCUGAGCCCUGAGGAGGAGUGGCUAAGACUGAGGGCAAGGUGAGGAGAGGACAGAUCAGCACCUGAAGACUCAGAAGUGAGAGAAGUUAGAAAUGAAGAUGAACUAUUCAGCUGUCACCUCCAGGAACAGCAAGGGAGACCUUUCAUGGGGCAUGACUGAAUGGACACAGCUCCUAAGAUAAUAUGCUGGAAGGUCAAGUGACAACAUGUAAGGGGUUCAUGGAGCAAAAGAAAAGGAACAUGUUAGUGGAGAGGCUCUGCAAGAAGGUACAUCAGGUGCCACCUUAGGCAUAUAAUCUAACCAUCAAAGCGACCUUUACACACACACACACAGAUUGGCAUAAUUAUUUUACCAUGGAAGAAUUGGAGGCUCAGUGGCUAGGUAACUUGUCUGAAUUCAU